UUCUCCCCGGGCCCCGCAGAAGGUCGCUGGGCGAAGGGACGGGAGAGACCAUGAUGGGUGGCGGACUCCGCCGGCGGGCGCUGCCGGCCUUGGCUUUGAUCUGGGCGGCCGUGGCUGCAGCUGGAGAGCAGCCCGCCCACCUCUCCUCCGAGGUGUUCUUUUGCCAAAAGGACGCCCCGCUUUACGGCCUGGCUCGGACGCUGGACAACGACCUGCUCUUCUGGUACGACUUCCCGGGCGCCCGCUGGCGCUCCCGCCGGCCCGACUUCCAGCCAGAGACGCAGCUUUCCGAAGCGCAGAUCGAGGCCCAGAAGAAAAUCUGCGACGCGGUGCUGCCCUUCCUCACCGACUUUUCAGACAAGUACAUUUCCAUCCAGUUCCCCGAGGCCAGAGGGAUCCCCCAAGUGGAAGUCUUCACCCUCCGUCCGCUGGUCCUGGGCCAGCCCAACGUCCUGGUCUGCUCGGCGAGGAACAUCUUCCCUCCCGUGGCCAGGAUCGAGUGGGCCUUCCACGGCCGGCCGCUCACCCAGGGUGUCUCCUCCACCCCGGUCUUCCCCGUCGAAGGGCUGGAUUUCCAGAUCUUCUCCUACGUGGAGGUGACCCCCCAGGCAGGGGACAUCUACAGCUGCACCGUCAAGGGCAAGACCGACAGCCUAGCCUACUGGGUCCCCAGGGACCCCGUGGACUCCAAGCUCCUGGAGAACAUCCUCUGCGGCCUUGCGGUGGCGGUGGGAGGGGUCUUCGCCAUCGUGGGGGUCAUCCUGCUGGCCCACUCCUGCAGGGCCCGGAGUGCAGACUGAAGCAGGAUACCCUCCUUCCCCUCCCCCCAUCCAUGGAUCGGCAUGACGCAGAAGCCCUCGCUGGGAAGACGACCCCCCCCCCCCCCCGGGGGCCAGGGUUUCCCCCCCCCUCCCCCAAAAGCCACUUUUUGGGGGGGGGGGCGGGGGAGGUGCUUCCUUCUCUGGCCCUCAAUCCCGACCAGCAGCAGGACCGAAUCUCUCCCUGGGAGGGGCCUCUGGAGGUCCGGAGAGGGGUCCCACCCGGAUCACCCCAAAGGAUGGAGGCAGAUGGCAGGUUGAACCUCCAUUUCUGCCACUGCACUUCUCCCUCCCCCCCUUUCCCUUCCCCUC
Messenger RNA from Notechis scutatus (mainland tiger snake), 1130 nucleotides. Lineage: Eukaryota; Metazoa; Chordata; Lepidosauria; Squamata; Elapidae. The record is from RefSeq and is a predicted model, not a curated record.